Molecule: messenger RNA, 1709 nt
Organism: Cyclopterus lumpus (lumpfish)
Lineage: Eukaryota; Metazoa; Chordata; Actinopteri; Perciformes; Cyclopteridae
Gene: bfsp2
Product: beaded filament structural protein 2, phakinin
Exons: 7
Coding region: 1-1242 (413 amino acids)
Biological process (GO): intermediate filament organization
Cellular component (GO): intermediate filament
Molecular function (GO): structural molecule activity
Source: RefSeq, a predicted model, not a curated record
AUGCCUCUGCCCCGACGCCGCUCAUCCUUCCUGGGACAGCCGUCCUCUUGCGGGCGGAUCGGCUUGUCCGUCGCCCCCCGCGGUGUCUUUGUGGGCUCUGCCCCCCCCAUGGGAGGGGCCUCCUGCCUUGGGACGCGGGUGUCCCGGCGGGCUCUGGGAAUCAGCAGCGUGUUCCUGCAGGGCAUGAGGAGCAGCGCGGCACCCGUCCUGCCCCGGGCCGGCGAGCGCACGGCGGCCACCGGACUGAACGGCUGCCUGAUGGAGUACAGAGACAAAGUCAGAGCCCUGGAGCAGCUCAACCAACAGCUGGAGGAACAGAUCCGGCUCUGUCUGGACCGCCAGGCAUCCAGCGCCGGAGCCUGGGGGCCCCUCAGGAGGGAGUGGGAGGAUGUCUACAGACAGGUCAGUGAAGCCAUCCUGGACAGCGCUCGGCUGAUGCUGCAGACGGAGAACGUUCAGGCCAACGCAGAGGACUUCAAGGACCGGUUUGAGAACGAGCAGCCGUUCAGGAAGGCGGUGGAGGAGGAGAUCAGCUCUCUGUACAAAGUGAUUGAGGACGCCGACCUGACAAAGGCCGAGCUCGGGGAGCAGAUGGAGAACAUGAGGGUGGAGCUACGCAACCUGGAGCACAACCACGAGCAGGACGUGCGAGUCCUUUACAGUCAGAUGGCAGGACUUGAGGUGGACGAACCCGAUGCUCCCAUAGAAACCAGUCUGGACCAGAUCCUGGCCUACAUCAGGAGCCACUGGGAGAAGGUGACGGAGAGGAACCGAGCCGAGACGGACAGCUACCAGGAGUGUAAGGAGGCGCAGUGUGUGAGCAGCAGACUGAGUCCCGAGGUGGAGCAGGUGGAGGCGCUGAAGGCCGAGUGUCAUGACAACGGCUGUAAGAUCCAGAGUCUGCAGGCGGAGACCGAGUCCAUCAGAGCGCUAAGACGUGGUCUGGAGAGCUCCCUGGGCGACGCUCGGCACUGGCAUGACGUGGAGCUGCAGAACUUGGGCUCAGUGGUGGCCAAGCUGGAGGCGGAGCUCGUCGACGUGCACGGCGAGAUUGAACAGCAGCGGCGCGACUACGACACGCUGCUGAGCAACAAGCAGCGCCUGGAGCAAGAGAUCAGCAUGUACCACGGCAUCCUGGACGGAGAGGAGAGUCGCUUCCAGCCCGCAGAGACCCCGUGUUCAGGUCUACGUUCAGAGCCUGAGGGGGCAACCAGUGCUGCUCCUGGACCUCCAGCACAGUGAUCCCAGUGGAGGAUCUGAAGAGCAGACUGAAGUGGAAGAUGUUCUACCUGCGACUUGUGCAGGUGUGAGAUGCUGAGAACCUGCAGCAGAAGUGUGAAUGUGGUGUAAUAUCAGAACAAGUCCUCAAGUCUUCUGGGAACAGGUUUACCGGAGGACUGCUGAAAGGGUCCAGAGUAUACAAGCUUCUGGUUCUAGAUCAGAUCGGACUCAACGGAACCAGAAAACAGUCAUUCAGGGAGAUCUCCUUCGAGCUCAGUAGACCAUCAGCAUUGAAAGGUUAUUGGUCAACGGGGAACUCACUGUGAUGUCACUGGUUAGAUUCUGCUUCUGUAAUCAGCUGCAAUGACGACUAAAAAUAAUAAAGGAUGAUCUUCUCUUCAUAUGUUAGUUUGGAGUCAGAAACAUACGAUAACUCCGACAUGACUUGAACGCACCAUUAGAGCCUGGCACCUUUCCAUUGGUCCCCU